Messenger RNA from Tinamus guttatus (white-throated tinamou), 315 nucleotides. The record is from RefSeq and is a predicted model, not a curated record. Lineage: Eukaryota; Metazoa; Chordata; Aves; Tinamiformes; Tinamidae.
UCCAGUUCUCGAUAAAUGGACGCUGACAUGGACUACGAAAGGCCCAACGUUGAAACUAUCAAGUGCGUGGUGGUCGGAGAUAACGCCGUGGGGAAGACGCGUCUGAUCUGUGCGAGAGCCUGUAAUACAACCUUGACCCAGUACCAGCUGCUGGCAACUCACGUCCCCACUGUCUGGGCCAUCGAUCAGUACCGGGUCUGCCAAGAGGUCCUUGAACGCUCACGAGAUGUUGUGGAUGAAGUGAGUGUUUCUCUCAGGCUUUGGGACACAUUUGGGGACCACCACAAAGACAGACGUUUUGCUUAUGGAAGGUAA